This is a messenger RNA of Vicia villosa (hairy vetch), 366 nucleotides long. RefSeq lists its product as uncharacterized. NCBI's taxonomy places the organism in Eukaryota, Viridiplantae, Streptophyta, Magnoliopsida, Fabales, Fabaceae. The record is from RefSeq and is a predicted model, not a curated record. The coding region runs from base 1 to 366 and encodes 121 amino acids. The transcript has a single exon.
AUGGGUCUGGGAUGGAAUGUUGAUGUAAAAUGUGGAGUUCAUAAUCAUGGAUUACCUGAUAGAUUAGAAGGCCAUGUCUUUGUUGGUAGGUUGAACACAUAUGAGAAACAGCAUGUUGUUGAUUUGACAAAGAGACAUGUUCUACCUAGACACAUCUUGAUCUCGUUGAAAGAGCGAGAUCCUGAGAAUGUCACUCGAAUCACACAAGUAUAUAAGCACAAGAGUGUAAUAGAAAAAGAGAUUAGAAGUCCAAGAAGUGAAAUACAAUAUUUGCUUAAGCUUAUAGAGGAUGCAAACGUUUACUGGAGUAGAAAAAGAGAUGACUCUGAAGUUGUGAGAGAUAUUUUUUCGGCUUAUCCAGAUUAG